Nothobranchius furzeri (turquoise killifish) is the source of this 9724-nucleotide messenger RNA. Lineage: Eukaryota; Metazoa; Chordata; Actinopteri; Cyprinodontiformes; Nothobranchiidae. The record is from RefSeq and is a predicted model, not a curated record.
GAAAUCUAACUUGAUAUUAACGGAAAAGGAGGACAAAGGGGGGACAUUUUCUCUGGAAGUUUUAGUCAGAUUUGUGAACUCUGGUUACAGUUUUAGUUAAAUUUUUUUUUAUUAAAAGCCUCGUUGCUACUCUGAGUCUAGUUAACGGAAGUAAUUUUUAUUCUAUUUGUGUUUCGUUGGUUUCCGUUAACGCUGAUAAUCCGGUUCAGACUGGAUUGAAUGUGGACAGAAGAGAAGAAAAAAAAGUAAAGCGUGUGAAUCAGUCAGUCUAACUGGUUCCUCUCAGACUGACUGAAGAGGAAGAUGGACGUUUCUGUGGAGGAAGAGGAGAACAGAGCUGAACCUCCAGGACCCAGCUGUAUGUCUGUGAAGAGUGACUGGUCCAAGGAGAAACCUCCAGACCUCAGUGAAUCUGGACCUUCAGACACAAAAGGGAGGAAGAGGAGUGCUGUUGGUGAGGAGGACCAGCUGUACUGCUGUUCUUUGUGUCAGGACGUCCUGAAGGAUCCAGUCUCUACCAGCUGUGGACACUGGUUCUGCAGACAGUGCACCACCUCAUACUGGGACCAGUCUGCUCCAUCAGGACUCUCCUCCUGUCCCCAGUGUGGGAAAAGAUCCAGAACCAGAAGUGGACUGCAGACAGCCAAUCAGAGCAGCUCAGGACCAGAUGUUGGUCUGCAGGAGGUUCUAGAAGAUCAUCGGCUCAGUCUGAGGAGCAGAUGUGAACGUGUGACUGAAGGAAGUGAUGAACCAGGAAGUAGAACCCCCCUGAACAAGAUCUACACUGAGCUCUACAUCACAGAGGGACAGAGUGAAGAGGUUCUUACCCAACAUGAGGUGGAGCAACUGGAGACCGCUUCCAAGACCAAGAGGCUCCAUGGUGCUCCAAUCAGGUGCCAGGACAUCUUUAAAGCCUUACCUGAUGAAGACGAAGACCAACAUAAAGAUAAAGUUAAAGCCAUCAGAGUGGUUCUGACCAACGGCGUCGCUGGAGCUGGAAAAACCUUCUCAGUGCUGAAGUUCACUCUGGACUGGGCUGAGGGCUUGGAGAACCAAGAUGUCCAUGUGGUGCUUCUGCUUUCCUUCAGGGAGCUGAACUUGAUCAGAGAUGAGCAGCACAGUCUUCUCACGCUGCUCCGUGUUUUCUAUCCAACAUUCCAGAAGAUCCCAGCAGAGAAGCUGGCUGUCUGGAAACUUCUCUUCAUCUUUGAUGGUCUGGAUGAAAGCAGACUUUCACUGGACUUCAGCAGCAGUCAGCUGCUUUCUGAGGUCACACAGAGGUCAUCAGUCCAGGUGCUGCUGACAAGCCUCAUCAAGGGGAACCUGCUUCCCUCGGCUCUGGUCUGGAUCACUUCCAGACCUGCAGCAGCCAAUCAGAUCCCUCCUUCAUGUGUCCACAGGGUAACAGAAGUACGAGGCUUCACUGACGCCCAGAAGGAGGACUACUUCAGGAGGAGGUUCAGUGAUGAAGAGCUGUCCAGCAGAAUCAUCUCCCACAUCAAGACCUCCAGGAGCCUCCACAUCAUGUGUGGAAUCCCAGUCUUCUGCUGGAUCACUGCUACAGUUCUGGAGAACAUGUUGUCUACAGAGCAGAGAGGAGAGCUGCCCAAGACCAUGACUGACAUGUACUCACACUUCCUGCUGGUUCAGACCAAGAGGAAGAAGAACAAGUACCAUGAAGGACCUGAGACCAGUCCACAGGAGCUGAUGGAGGCUGACAGGGAGCUUCUUCUGAAGCUGGGGAGGCUGGCGUUUGAACAUCUGGAGGAAGGAAACAUCAUGUUCUACCAAGAAGACCUGGAGCAGUGUGGUCUUGAUGUCUCAGAGGCUUCGGUGUACUCAGGCGUUUGUACAGAGAUCUUCAGAAGAGAGUGUUUGAUGUUCCAGAAACCAGUCUACUGCUUUGUUCAUCUGAGCGUUCAGGAGUUUCUGGCUGCAGUCUACAUGUUCCACUGUUUCACCAGCAGGAACAUGGAGGUGAUGGAGAACUUCCUGGGAAGAGACUCCGAAGUCUCACCUGAGGAGGACUCCGAAGACUCACCUGAGGAGGACUCCGAAGACUCACCUGAGGAGGACUACAGAGACUCACCUUUGGAGGACAUCUUAAAGAGAGUCAUGGAGAAAUCCCUCAGCAGUGAAAACGGCCACCUGGACCUGUUUGUCCGCUUCCUUCAUGGCCUCUCUGUGGAGUCCAACCAGAGACUCUUAGGAGGUCUGCUGGGUCAGACACAGAUCAGUCCAGGAACCAUCCAGAGAACCAUCAACAACCUGAAGGAGAUGAACAGUGAUGAAGUCUCUCCAGACAGAAGCAUCAACAUCUUCCACUGUCUGAUGGAGAUGAAGGACCUCUCAGUUUAUCAGGAGGUCCAAAACUUCCUGAAGUCAGAGAACAGAUCAGAGGAACUCUCAGAGAUCCAGUGUUCAGCUCUGGCCUACAUGCUGCUGAUGUCAGAGGAGGUUCUGGAUGAGUUGGACCUGCAGAAGUACAGAACAUCACCAUGGGGACGACUGAGACUGAUUCCAGCUGUGAGGAACUGCAGAAAGUUCAGAGCUGGUGUUCCUUCUGGACUCCCAGAGACUCACCUUGAAGUUGUGUCCUCAGCUCUGAAGUCCAACCCGUCCCAUCUGACAGAACUGGACCUGAGUAGGAACACCUUGUCUGAUUCUGGAGUGAAGGUUCUGAGUUCUGGACUGGAGAGUCCAAACUGUAGACUGGAGGUUCUGAGGUUGGAGUUCUGCAGCUUGUCAGAGAACAGCUGUUCUUCUCUGGUCUCAGCUCUGAAGUCCAACCCGUCCCAUCUGACAGAACUGGACCUGAGCAAUAACAUCCUGUCUGAUUCUGGAGUGAAGGAGCUCUGUGGUUUCCUGGAGAGUCCAGACUGUAGACUGAAGGUUCUGAGGUUGGGGGGCUGCAGCUUGUCAGAGAUCAGCUGUUCUUCUCUGGUCUCAGCUCUGAAGUCCAACCCGUCCCAUCUGACAGAACUGGACUUUACUGGGAACAGCCUGUCUGAUUCUGGAGUUAAGGAGCUCUGUGGUUUCCUGGAGAGUCCAGACUGCAUAAUGAAGGUUCUGAGAGGUCAGAACCACAGAUGGAGAGCAGAACCUCCAGAACCCAGCUGUCUGUCUAUGAAGAGUGACUGGUCCAUGAUAAAACCUCCAGACUUCAGUGAAUCUGGACCUUCAGACACAAAAGGUCAGAACCACAGAUGGAGAGCAGAACCUCCAGAACCCAGCUGUCUGUCUAUGAAGAGUGACUGGUCCAUGAUAAAACCUCCAGACUUCAGUGAAUCUGGACCUUCAGACACAAAAGGUCAGAACCACAGAUGGAGAGCAAAACCUCCAGAACCCAGCUGUCUGUCUAUGAAGAGUGACUGGUCCAUGAUAAAACCUCCAGACUUCAGUGAAUCUGGACCUUCAGACACAAAAGGGAGGAAGAAGAGUGCUGUUGGUGAGGAGGACCAGCUGUCCUGCUGUUCUUUGUGUCAGGACGUCCUGAAGGAUCCAGUCUCUACCAGCUGUGGACACUGGUUCUGCAGACAGUGCACCACCUCAUACUGGGACCAGUCUGCUCCAUCAGGACUCUCCUCCUGUCCCCAGUGUGGGAAAAGAUCCAGAACCAGAAGUGGACUGCAGACAGCCAAUCAGAGCAGCUCAGGACCAGCAGAUGUUGGUCUGCAGGAGGUUCUAGAAGAACAUCGGCCCAGUCUGAGGAGCAGAUGUGAACGUGUGACUGAAGGAAGUGAUGAACCAGGAAGUAGAACCCUCCUGAACAGGAUCUACACUGAGCUCUACAUCACAGAGGGACAGAGUGAAGAGGUUCUUACCCAACAUGAGGUGGAGCAGCUGGAGACCGCUUCCAAGACCAAGAGGCUCCAUGGUGCUCCAAUCAGGUGCCAGGACAUCUUUAAAGCCUUACCUGAUGAAGACGAAGACCAACAUAAAGAUAAAGUUAAAGCCAUCAGAGUUGUUCUGACCAACGGCGUCGCUGGAGCUGGAAAAACCUUCUCAGUGCUGAAGUUCACUCUGGACUGGGCCGAGGGCUUGGAGAACCAAGAUGUCCAUGUGGUGCUUCUGCUUUCCUUCAGGGAGCUGAACUUGAUCAGAGAUGAGCAGCACAGUCUUCUCACGCUGCUCCGUGUUUUCUAUCCAACAUUCCAGAAGAUCCCAGCAGAGAAGCUAGCUGUCUGGAAACUUCUCUUCAUCUUUGAUGGUCUGGAUGAAAGCAGACUUUCACUGGACUUCAGCAGAAGUCAGCUGGUUUCUGAGGUCACACAGAGGUCAUCAGUCCAGGUGCUGCUGACAAGCCUCAUCAAGGGGAACCUGCUUCCCUCGGCUCUGGUCUGGAUCACCUCCAGACCUGCAGCAGCCAAUCAGAUCCCUCCUUCAUGUGUCCACAGGGUCACAGAAGUACGAGGCUUCACUGACGCCCAGAAGGAGGACUACUUCAGGAGGAGGUUCAGUGAUGAAGAGCUGUCCAGCAGAAUCAUCUCCCACAUCAAGACCUCCAGGAGCCUCCACAUCAUGUGUGGAAUCCCAGUCUUCUGCUGGAUCACUGCUACAGUUCUGGAGAACAUGUUGACUACAGAGCAGAGAGGAGAGCUGCCCAAGACCAUGACUGACAUGUACUCACACUUCCUGCUGGUUCAGACCAAGAGGAAGAAGAACAAGUACCAUGAAGGACCUGAGACCAGUCCACAGGAGCUGAUGGAGGCUGACAGGGAGCUUCUUCUGAAGCUGGGGAGGCUGGCGUUUGAACAUCUGGAGGAAGGAAACAUCAUGUUCUACCAAGAAGACCUGGAGCAGUGUGGUCUUGAUGUCUCAGAGGCCUCGGUGUACUCAGGCGUUUGUACAGAGAUCUUCAAAAGAGAGUGUGUGAUGUUCCAGAAACCAGUCUACUGCUUUGUUCAUCUGAGCGUUCAGGAGUUUCUGGCUGCAGUCUACAUGUUCCACUGCUUCAGCAGCAGGAACAUGGAGGUGAUGAAGAACUUCCUGGGAGGAGACUACAGAAACUCAUCUCUGGAGGACUUCCUGAAGAGAGUCAUGGAGAAAUCCCUCAGCAGUGAAAACGGCCACCUGGACCUGUUUGUCCGCUUCCUUCAUGGCCUCUCUGUGGAGUCCAACCAGAGACUCUUAGGAGGUCUGCUGGGUCAGACACAGAUCAGUCCAGGAACCAUCCAGAGAACCAUCAACAACCUGAAGGAGAUGAACAGUUAUAAAGUCUCUCCAGACAGAAGCAUCAACAUUUUCCACUGUCUGAUGGAGAUGAAGGACCUCUCAGUUUAUCAGGAGGUCCAAAAGUUCCUGAAGUCAGAGAACAGAUCAGAGGAACUCUCAGAGAUCCAGUGUUCAGCUCUGGCCUACAUGCUGCUGAUGUCAGAGGAGGUUCUGGAUGAGUUGGACCUGCAGAAGUACAACGCAUCAUCAUGGGGACAACUGAGACUGAUUCCAGCUGUGAGGAACUGCAGAAAGUUCAGAUCUGGUGAUUGUUCUGGACUCUCAGAGACUCACCUUGAAGUUGUGUCCUCAGCUCUGAAGUCCAACCCGUCCCAUCUGACAGAACUGGACCUGAUUGUGAACUUCCUGUCUGAUUCUGAAAUGAAGAUUCUGAGUUCUGGACUGGAGAGUCCAAACUGUAGACUGGAGGUUCUGAGGUUGAGGAGAUGCUACUUGUCAGAGAUCAGCUGUUCUUCUCUGGUCUCAGCUCUGAAGUCCAACCCGUCCCAUCUGACAGAACUGGACCUGAGCUUUAACAGCCUGUUUGAUUCUGGAGUGAAGGAGCUCUGUGGUUUCCUGGAGAGUCCAGACUGUAGACUGAAGGUUCUGAGGUUGAGGUUCUGCAGCUUGUCAGAGAUCAGCUGUUCUUGUCUGGUCUCAGCUUUGAAGUCCAACCCGUCCCCUCUGACAGAACUGGACCUGCGUGAGAUCAUCCUGUCUGAUUCUGUAGUGAAGGAGUUCUGUGGUUUCCUGGAGAGCCCAGACUGUAGACUGAAGGUUCUGAGGUUGAGGAGAUGCUACUUGUCAGAGAUCAGCUGUUCUUCUCUGGUCUCAGCUCUGAAGUCCAACCCGUCCCAUCUGACAGAACUGGACCUGAGCUUUAACAGCCUGUUUGAUUCUGGAGUGAAGGAGCUCUGUGGUUUCCUGGAGAGUCCAGACUAUAGACUGAAGGUUCUGAGGUUGGGGGGCUGCAGCUUGUCAGAGAUCAGCUGUUCUUCUCUGGCCUCAGCUCUGAAGUCCAACCCGUCCCAUCUGACAGAACUGGACCUGAGCUAUAACAUCCUGUCUGAUUCUGGAGUGAAGGAGCUCUGUGGUUUCCUGGAGAGUCCAGACUGUAGACUGAAGGUUCUGAGAGGUCAGAACCACAGAUGGAGAGCAGAACCUCCAGAACCCAGCUGUCUGUCUAUGAAGAGUGACUGGUCCAAGGAUAGACCUCCAGACCUCAGUGAAUCUGGACCUUCAGACACAAAAGGUCAGAACCACAGAUGGAGAGCAGAACCUCCAGGACCCAGCUGUCUGUCUAUGAAGAGUGACGGGUCCAUGAUAAAACCUCCAAACUUCAGUGGACCUGGACCUUCAGACACAAAAGGGAGGAAGAGGAGUGCUGUUGGUGAGGAGGACCAGCUGUCCUGCAGUUCUUUGUGUCAGGACGUCCUGAAGGAUCCAGUCUCUACCAGCUGUGGACACUGGUUCUGCAGACAGUGCACCACCUCAUACUGGGACCAGUCUGCUCCAUCAGGACUCUCCUCCUGUCCCCAAUGUGGGAACAGAUCCAGAACCAGAAGUGGACUGCAGACAGCCAAUCAGAGCAGCUCAGGACCAGCAGAUGUUGGUCUGCAGGAGGUUCUAGAAGAACAUCGGCUCAGUCUGAGGAGCAGAUGUGAACGUGUGACUGAAGGAAGUGAUGAACCAGGAAGUAGAACCCUCCUGAACAGGAUAUACACUGAGCUCUACAUCACAGAGGGACAGAGUGAAGAGGUUCUUACCCAACAUGAGGUGGAGCAGCUGGAGACCACUUCCAAGACCAAGAGGCUCCAUGAUGCUCCAAUCAGGUGCCAGGACAUCUUUAAAGCCUUACCUGAGCAACAUGGAGCCAUCAGAGUGGUUCUGACCAACGGCGUCGCUGGAGCUGGAAAAACCUUCUCAGUGCUGAAGUUCACUCUGGACUGGGCCGAGGGCUUGGAGAACCAAGAUGUCCAUGUGAUGCUUCUGCUUUCCUUCAGGGAGCUGAACUUGAUCAGAGAUGAGCAGCACAGUCUUCUCACGCUGCUCCGUGUUUUCUAUCCAACAUUCCAGAAGAUCCCAGCAGAGAAGCUGGCUGGCUGGAAACUUCUCUUCAUCUUUGAUGGUCUGGAUGAAAGCAGACUUUCACUGGACUUCAGCAGCAGUCAGCUGGUUUCUGAGGUCACACAGAGGUCAUCAGUCCAGGUGCUGCUGACAAGCCUCAUCAAGGGGAACCUGCUUCCCUCGGCUCUGGUCUGGAUCACUUCCAGACCUGCAGCAGCCAAUCAGAUCCCUCCUUCAUGUAUCCACAGGGUCACAGAAGUACGAGGCUUCACUGACGCCCAGAAGGAGGACUACUUCAGGAGGAGGUUCAGUGAUGAAGAGCUGUCCAGCAGAAUCAUCUCCCACAUCAAGACCUCCAGGAGCCUCCACAUCAUGUGUGGAAUCCCAGUCUUCUGCUGGAUCACUGCUACAGUUCUGGAGAACAUGUUGACUACAGAGCAGAGAGGAGAGCUGCCCAAGACCAUGACUGACAUGUACUCACACUUCCUGCUGGUUCAGACCAAGAGGAAGAAGAACAAGUACCAUGAAGGACCUGAGACCAGUCCACAGGAGCUGAUGGAGGCUGACAGGGAGCUUCUUCUGAAGCUGGGGAGGCUGGCGUUUGAACAUCUGGAGGAAGGAAACAUCAUGUUCUACCAAGAAGACCUGGAGCAGUGUGGUCUUGAUGUCUCAGAGGCCUCGGUGUACUCAGGCGUUUGUACAGAGAUCUUCAAAAGAGAGUGUGUGAUGUUCCAGAAACCAGUCUACUGCUUUGUUCAUCUGAGCGUUCAGGAGUUUCUGGCUGCAGUCUACAUGUUCCACUGCUUCAGCAGCAGGAACAUGGAGGUGAUGAAGAACUUCCUGGGAGGAGACUACAGAAACUCAUCUCUGGAGGACUUCCUGAAGAGAGUCAUGGAGAAAUCCCUCAGCAGUGAAAACGGCCACCUGGACCUGUUUGUCCGCUUCCUUCAUGGCCUCUCUGUGGAGUCCAACCAGAGACUCUUAGGAGGUCUGCUGGGUCAGACACAGAUCAGUCCAGGAACCAUCCAGAGAACCAUCAACAACCUGAAGGAGAUGAACAGUUAUAAAGUCUCUCCAGACAGAAGCAUCAACAUUUUCCACUGUCUGAUGGAGAUGAAGGACCUCUCAGUUUAUCAGGAGGUCCAAAAGUUCCUGAAGUCAGAGAACAGAUCAGAGGAACUCUCAGAGAUCCAGUGUUCAGCUCUGGCCUACAUGCUGCUGAUGUCAGAGGAGGUUCUGGAUGAGUUGGACCUGCAGAAGUACAACGCAUCAUCAUGGGGACAACUGAGACUGAUUCCAGCUGUGAGGAACUGCAGAAAGUUCAGAGCUGGUGAUUAUUCUGGACUCUCAGAGACUCACCUUGAAGUUGUGUCCUCAGCUCUGAAGUCCAACCCGUCCCAUCUGACAGAACUGGACCUGAUUGUGAACUUCCUGUCUGAUUCUGAAAUGAAGAUUCUGAGUUCUGGACUGGAGAGUCCAAACUGUAGACUGGAGGUUCUGAGGUUGAGGAGAUGCUACUUGUCAGAGAUCAGCUGUUCUUCUCUGGUCUCAGCUCUGAAGUCCAACCCGUCCCAUCUGACAGAACUGGACCUGAGCUUUAACAGCCUGUUUGAUUCUGGAGUGAAGGAGCUCUGUGGUUUCCUGGAGAGUCCAGACUGUAGACUGAAGGUUCUGAGGUUGAGGAGCUGCGGCUUGUCAGAGAUCAGCUGUUCUUCUCUGGCCUCAGCUCUGAAGUCCAACCCGUCCCAUCUGACAGAACUGGACCUGAGCGGUAACAACCUGUCUGAUUCUGUAGUGAAGGAGCUCUGUGGUUUCCUGGAGAGUCCAGACUGUAGACUGAAGGUUCUGAGGUUGGAGAAAUGCAGCUCGUCAGAGAUCAGCUGUUCUUCUCUGGUCUCAGCUCUGAAGUCCAACCCGUCCCAUCUGACAGAACUGGACCUGAGCGGGAACAGCCUGAAGGCUCCAGAUGUUAAACAGCUGUUGGAUCUAGUGGAGAGUCCAGACUACAACCUGCAGACUCUGAGGUGGGAGUCAUGUUGGUGACCUUUGACCAGGAGAGAAGAUGAGCGGAGUCCUGAUGAUCCUCAGAGGCUGAAGCAGCAGUUUGUGUAGAAAGCGACUGACGGAAUCAUGAUGAUGAAUUAUUAUUUUUCUCUUUUUUGUAUUUUUGAGCAACAUUUGCUGAUUCUAUGUUUUUAUCUCCAGAGAAAUACUUUAAAUGAUCAAUAAUUAAAAUUAAAACUUAAACAAAAAACUUGUAGAAAAAUCAGAACAUGUAAUCUGAAUAUGUAAAUAAGUCCAACUCAAGACUUUUUUUCAUCCAUUUUCUGUGAACUGAAUAUCUGAUGGGAAUGUUGUCUUCAUCCUUUCUGGAACGCCGGUGCUGAAAAGAGUCAAAGUGGAGUUUUUCACUGACACCAAUAAACAGGAACAGAAAUCAUCA